Centruroides sculpturatus (bark scorpion) is the source of this 1479-nucleotide messenger RNA. RefSeq lists its product as uncharacterized. The coding region runs from base 76 to 402 and encodes 108 amino acids. The transcript is spliced from 3 exons. The record is from RefSeq and is a predicted model, not a curated record. NCBI's taxonomy places the organism in Eukaryota, Metazoa, Arthropoda, Arachnida, Scorpiones, Buthidae.
GAUUGUCACGGCCGGAGGCUGUCACGGCCGGAGGCCGUCGACAAACUAUUCGACAUUCUGCGUCGAAGCGGGGUGAUGGAGGCCUUCGAGUGCGCUAUACAGGAACUCGUAUGGCCUGAAGACGAGGCGGCCGACCCGAUCACGGCCAUGAUCCGGAGCCUCGGAGGUUACGAAAGUGAAUACGUAGCCGUGCUACGUGCCGAACUUCAGAUAGAGAGGGAGAGGAACAGGGCCCUCCGGGCCACGGUAAGUACGAACACGGGCGGGCCGACACGACGCAAAAGGUUGCGUACGAGUUCGGUGGCACAAUCCAAACAGUGCUUAAUUCGGUUAUUUUUUUCCGACAGGUGGACGACUACCGAAAGAAGUAUGAAUUGCCGAGUACGUCCGGGCCCGUUGUAGUAAAUUUGUCGUCGGACGAAUCCGACGAAUUUCGUGAGAAUCCGGCGAACAAGAGGUACGAGCAAGAACGCUACAAACCGGUAGAAAUGCACGAGUUUCGUUUCGAGCCGGAACUUAUUAUUCACGAACCGUUUCGUUCUUUUCAGGAGUAAUACACCGGAAGAGGCCGCGGGAGGCAGCCGAAAACGAUGUAAAAGUUUUCCCUGAUAAUAAACUGAUUUAAGCAAGCUCUUGUGUCCGAAUACAGCUUUUUAUUACGCACGUUUAUCCGAUUACGGGGGUUCGGCGAAUUCGCAGUAAUUCGAACGGGUCUGUUUUCCGCAGUGCGCAGUAGUAGUUCGCGCGAAAACCGAUCGGCGUCGCGACGAUGACUGUUCGUUCUCCCGACCGAACGAAUAACAGGACAAAAAAGUUAACGUACAGCGUAGCUAUGUAUUUAAAUCGGAUUUGCUUUACCGCCGGUAACUGUUUUUUAAAAACGAGAUUUAAAGAAACAUUCGUAAUUAGUUGUAUCGUGUCUUCGAAAGUUGCGCUCGCCGCGUGAAACUCGCGACAUUGAACGACUUUUAUAUAAUACCGUAUCGAUGUUAGUUCGUCGUCGAUGUAAUCGAGUUAAACGUUACAAUUGUUUAAAAGUGCGUCAUUUCUUUUUCUGUAUUGCAAUGAUUAGUAGCUUAAUUGCAUGUAGAAAAACCAACGGUGUAAAUGGAAAGUAGCGUAAUUUGCCGCUUGUCUCUCGGAACAGACAGUUCCUGUUAAUCCAUCGAAAACGUUAUUUUCGUUAGGUGUUAGUUUCGACUCGCGCCAACGUAAGUAACGAUUAAAUGAGUGUUUCGGUCGAAACGCAACGAACGAACUAGUCGGAAUGGCGGCGGACAGGCGACCGCUGCAUUCGGACCUGAAGCCGGAAAAUUCGACAUUUCGUUCGACGUUUAAUGAAAUAACGAACGAAAAACACAUAGCUGUUUUAAAACAAUCGACGUCCCCUACUUCAAUAACGUAUCUAACAUCGUUUGUUUAUUGGCGAGUGGGAAAGAUAUUGCAACGAAAUAUGUCGACUGGAUUGACAUUUCUGCC